GAAAGGGUACCACUACCAAGCUGUAUCUUGGGAGUUGGCGCUGGACAUAGAGUACGCCCACAUCACAGGCACCCCGACCUCAGGAUGUUCAGCGGACCGCCGAAAAUUCUUCGACCUUCUCGAGUGCGAGAUCGGCAACAGGCUGAUGAAAGCGCUGGGCUGCCCAGACGGGGCCAUGCAUGCGCCCACCAUCUUCUAUGAGGACCUCCGAGCGAGGUGGAAGGUAGCGCGCGCAGUAG
This is a messenger RNA of Prorocentrum cordatum, 239 nucleotides long. The record is from the annotation of a GenBank genome assembly. Lineage: Eukaryota; Dinophyceae; Prorocentrales; Prorocentraceae.